Cladophialophora psammophila CBS 110553 is the source of this 3198-nucleotide messenger RNA. RefSeq lists its product as uncharacterized. The coding region runs from base 1 to 3198 and encodes 1065 amino acids. Gene Ontology annotation, cellular component: nuclear RNA-directed RNA polymerase complex. The record is from RefSeq and is a predicted model, not a curated record. The transcript has 3 exons. Gene Ontology annotation, molecular function: helicase activity. NCBI's taxonomy places the organism in Eukaryota, Fungi, Ascomycota, Eurotiomycetes, Chaetothyriales, Herpotrichiellaceae. Gene Ontology annotation, biological process: regulatory ncRNA-mediated heterochromatin formation.
AUGGCGACGAUGAGGCUUUGCAUUUCCGCCUCUACUGCCGGACAAGACCUCAACUACGAGUCCAUGAACUUCCUUUCUCCGGAUCCGCGCCCUUUCCCAUCCUUCACCGACGAUGGUCCCGGGGUGCUCUCUGCCUUCGGUCCUCGCCAUGAUAAUGACCAUGCUAACUACAGAAAGAUCAAGAUCCUUCCAACUCCUGAUGAAAUCCUUGCCGUCCUUCGACCGACGUACAUGCCGAAAAAAGAUCUCUACGAAAAGCACUUUCUCGACAAUGGGCCGCGUAGGCUGUUGGAUACACUUUUCAGACAACUACGAUGCGACAGCAUUGAGAGCAUCCGGGACAUAUGCUAUUCGGCCUCCCAAACCGCCUUCCUUGGCAGCGGCACCAAUCCUGAGGGUCAUGUUCGCCACGAGACCGUAGCUGGCAAUCGAUACUUCCUGUACAACAACAUCAAGAUCGAAGAGAUGCUUUCACAUGAGCAAAAGGCAAUGGUUGUCCGUAUCAGUUACGACUGCCCGCCAUUCAUGAGGGGUCAGAAGCUAUAUGACUCUGGCCGGUUUCAAAAAGGCAUGCUUGUGGCGUUGCUCCAAUUGGAUCACGCUACCAUGAAGUUGUCAGUCUACUUCUUGGAGGUCCAUCUUGCUCAAAAUACCUUCUCGAUGGACUGCUUUGACGGACGUGGCACUCGAGCUGCAGUCCAACUUUCUUUUCUGCCCACCACCACCCACGAUGAAGUCCUUCAGUUUUGCCGCAAUGCACUCGGCCUUUGCAGUGGAAGUGAAAUGUACCUCGUAGAAUUUCCGAAGGUUCUCUUCGCCGGGUUUUACAAUUGUCUCAAACGGUUGCAGGAGAUGAGAGAAACAGACUUCGCGUUCCCGGAUUAUGUUGCCCCUGACAAGACUGUCGAUGAGGCCCUAUUCACCAGAGAGCUGAACUACGUCGCCGGAUCACGGCCGCGGUUUUCAUGUCCGCCGCCUUCUUACGCACUCUCGCCGGAUUUCGCCUAUAAUCUCACCAAGCUUGUCCCGCCUGCAUGUCCAAUUGCCUCCGCGUCUGUGAGAGACUUGUCGCGUCCUUCUACUCUGGAACUCCUCAAACGCGAAACAACUUUGGAUGAAGGUCAGGCGGCAGCUUUCAGAGACAGCCUCCUGCGUGAGUAUGCCUGCACGCAGGGCCCACCUGGAUGCGGCAAAACCUUUUUAGGUGUCCAACUAGCAAAGACACUUCUCGAUUCCCGACCGUCACAGAAGCCUAUACUGCUAGUAUGUCUGACAAAUCACGCUCUGGACAGUUUCCUGGCCAAUCUUCGAGAUGCUGGUGUCUCCGGUCUGCUUCGAGUCGGUUCUGGUAGCAAGGAAGAUUGGACAGAUACCAUCAAUCUCCGCAACCUGCGACGAAAAACUCGAUUGAAGAAGGAGGAUUCCCAAGCACUGCAUGCCCAUGGCCACCAAAAGAAGCUGCUGUUCGCAGAACUAGAUUCGUUGUGCAAAGGAAACACUCCAUGGCACUAUGUCGAGGACCUUCUGUAUAGUAAACACCGCGAUAUCCAUUCUCAGUUUACAACAAAUUCUCGAGUCUCGCUUGCCCAAUCUUUCACUUUUGAAUACUGGUCAGGAGGCGGAGACUUGAAGACCAUUCGCGAAUUGCACCUUGAGCUGGCUUCUAGACUUGAGCAAAUCUCAAACACUCAUUACAAGCCUCAAGAAACCGUCAAUGAGAUGCUCCUUGGCAUCUCCUACCAUGUCGAACUCCAGAGUGCAAACGCUGGCCGAUCCAGCAUCUGGAACCUGCCUCUACACGAGCGUCAACUUAUGCUUCGGCGUUGGGAGGCAGAAGUGGACGAAGAAAAGUUUGCUCAGAAGAUGACCUCGCUUUACUUUGAGUCGCGGGCGUGCACAGAGGAGAUAAGUACAAUCAACGAUAGGCGCGAUGUCCAGAUUAUGUCGUCUCACAAUAUCAUCGCCAUGACGACCACUGCAUGCGCGGCUCGUUGGGAGCUUCUACGAUCACUAGACCCUGAAAUUCUCAUUUGUGAAGAAGCCGCGGAGGUUAUGGAAGCCCAUGCACUGUGUGCUUUGCUCCCUUCAGUCCAACAUGCAAUCUUCAUUGGCGAUCCUCAACAGCUGCGACCUGAGACAAACGAACAGUCCCUGAGUCUAGAAACCUCCGUCGGACGUCAAUAUCGAUUGGAUGAGUCCUUGCUAGAGCGGUUGAUGUUUCCUCAUGACAUGUCGGCAUCAGUAAUACCAGCAUGCCACUUGAGCGUCCAACGCCGCAUGCAUCCUGACAUCGCAAAUGUCACUCGUCUGACUUAUCCUUAUCUCACAGAUCACGAGUGUACACUCCAGCGCUCGCCAACUCAUGGCAUUGCACACAGAAUAUUUUGGUGGGACCAUCGAGUUCCUGAGCUUGGAUUGGACGACUUAAAGUCGCAUGCCAACCUUCAUGAAGUCGAGAUGGUUGCCUCCCUUGUUGAAUAUCUCCUCCGCGGUGGGGCUUACUCACAAGGGGAAAUCGCGGUCCUAACUCCAUAUGCAGGCCAGCUGUUGAAACUCUGGGAGCGGCUGGCCAGAACGUGUGACAUAUGGCUUUCUGAGAAGGACCGAGAAGAAUUGCUUGGUGAAGAGGCUCUUGCUCUUGGUGAUGCAGGCAGGGCUACUAAGGAUAAAGUUGCGAUCUCCGACAUGCUCCGAAUUGCAACGGUGGACAACUUCCAGGGUGAAGAGGCAAAGGUCAUCAUCCUCAGCACGGUUCGAAGUGGAGGUAAUCCUGGCUUCUUGAAGAUAUUGAAUCGCAUCAAUGUCGCCUGCAGCAGGGCUCGUAAUGGCUUUUACAUUGUUGGCAAUUCUCAGACCCUCUCUCGAGUCCCUAGAUGGAGAGAAGUCAUCAAUGCUUUCAAUGGGAAGAUCGGAGGCUCAAUUAUGGCCCAAUGUCAUAAUGUUCAGCGGCCUGUGGCACGGCUUUGCCCUGUGGCCACAUCUGCCAGGAAAAAUGUCACCCACCUUGGCUCCAUUCUCGCCUGGUUUGCCAGGAGGAAUGUAAGAAGAUCUUCCAAUCAUGUGGACACAAAUGUGAGAAGCCGUGCUAUCAGACAUGCGGAGAAUGUCAAAUUACCACUAAUGACGUUACUCUUGACUGUGGACAUUAUGGAAAGAUACUCUGCUCAGGAGAAACUUCCGGGUGCGAAGCUGUCAUAG